Molecule: messenger RNA, 615 nt
Organism: Candidula unifasciata
Lineage: Eukaryota; Metazoa; Mollusca; Gastropoda; Stylommatophora; Geomitridae
Source: the annotation of a GenBank genome assembly
CUUGAACAGAUGCACGCGUUAUCAGAGCCCACUUAUUGUAGAUUAAAGCACAACAAGAAUCCUGCAUUACUUUCAAAGUUGAAUGACCUGGAGAAUGUUUUGGCUGUCCUCAAAAGCUGCCAAAAACAGCAGGACAAGAUCAUGUCUGAAGCCAAGUUGCUACAAAUUAUGAUUUACAAAAGGAGACGGCAGCUAAGAAGUGAAAAAUCCCUUCAACUUGUGAGAAGGGUUCAAGCUUGCCUGAAGAGAGCUAGCACAUUUGGGAGACUGUUUACCCUGAUUGAUGACAUUCAUAAAGAUCUGCUGAGUGCUGUGGCUGAGAUGAAGAAAAAUGAUGUAGUCUACUUACCAGCUCAGCAGACAUGGUCAUACUUGCUGUACCUACAGCUGCAGUAUCUGAAACUACUUGACAUUAACCGCUCAUACUGCAUUGCAGCAUUCAAUCAUCUGAGCUGCCAGUUUGCCACAGGAAUGCUGAUACCACAGAUGGUCAUUUUCAUGGGAAUUAUGGCAAGAAUCUGGUUGCUGUCUGGAAGUAUUGCAGAAAAAAUCCAGAGCUGUUAUGGUCUUGUAUAUGUAUCGCGAGAACAUUUCAGUCGCACAAAUUCAGCAUGG